UCUUGAUGAUUCCUACCAGUCAGUGGUAAGGCUGCAUCUUUCGCUCUGCUUAACAAAGGGAAAACCGCCUGCGUGUUAACACGGUCUUCGGGGUGAAACUUUUCUACGUGCCUCCUCCGGUUUACUUGUUGUCCAGAAAAGCUGACAAGACUCGCGCAGCCCAGACAGGAGACGCCAAAUUCUCGUGGAAAUUAGACGACGCUCGCAGACUCGUCCUCUGAAGGAACCCAUUCAACAUGUGGUACGACGAAGAGACCACCGCCCUGGUGUGCGAUAACGGUUCCGGCGUGGUGAAGGCUGGUUUCGCCGGAGAUGACGCCCCCAGGGCCGUCUUCCCGUCCAUCGUCGGUUGCCCUCGUCACCAGGGUGUCAUGGUCGGUAUGGGUCAGAAAGACUGCUAUGUUGGAGAUGAGGCCCAGAGCAAGAGAGGUAUCCUGACUCUGAAGUACCCCAUUGAGCACGGCAUCAUCACCAACUGGGACGAUAUGGAGAAUAUCUGGCACCACACCUUCUACAACGAGCUGCGUGUGGCCCCUGAGGAACACCCCAUCCUGCUCACAGAGGCGCCCCUGAACCCCAAGGCCAACCGUGAGAAGAUGACCCAGAUCAUGUUUGAGACCUUCAACGUUCCCGCCAUGUACGUGGCCAUCCAGGCCGUGCUGUCCCUGUACGCCUCCGGCCGUACCACCGGUAUUGUGCUGGACUCUGGUGACGGUGUGACACACAAUGUGCCCAUAUAUGAGGGUUACGCCUUGCCCCACGCCAUCAUGCGUCUGGAUCUGGCUGGUCGUGAUCUGACUGACUACCUGAUGAAGAUCCUGACUGAGCGUGGCUAUGCUUUCGUCACCACUGCCGAGCGUGAGAUUGUGCGUGACAUCAAGGAGAAGCUGUGCUAUGUCGCCCUGGACUUUGAGAACGAGAUGGCCGCCGCCGCCUCCUCCACCUCCCUCGAGAAGAGCUACGAGCUUCCCGAUGGUCAGGUGAUCACCAUUGGCAACGAACGUUUCCGCUGCCCGGAGACUCUCUUCCAGCCUUCCUUCAUCGGCAUGGAGUCCACUGGCAUCCAUGAGACCGCCUACAACAGCAUCAUGAAGUGCGACAUUGACAUCAGGAAGGACCUGUACGCCAACAGCGUCCUGUCUGGCGGCACCACCAUGUACCCCGGGAUCGCUGAUCGUAUGCAGAAGGAGAUCACUGCCCUGGCCCCCAGCACAAUGAAGAUCAAGAUCAUCGCUCUCCCCGAGCGCAAGUACUCCGUUUGGAUCGGUGGCUCCAUCCUGGCGUCCCUGUCUACCUUCCAGCAGAUGUGGAUCAGCAAGCAGGACUACGACGAGGCCGGUCCCACCAUCGUCCACCGCAAGUGCUUCUAAGUUCUCGGCCUCUACCGGACCGACCUCUCGCUCGGGAACUCGCUCUCACGGGUUUUUGAGCUGUCAUUAUUUCAUAACAGCAGAUUCAUGCCUCCCAGAUUACAGACAUAUCAACACAGGGGGUAAAAACAAGGAAUCGUGUACACUCUGUUGUAUGGGGAUUAUUUACUGACGUGAAGGAACCAUGUUCCUUUAUGUGAAUGAACUUUACGUGAAGGAACCACGUUACUGCCGGGAAGGGAAAAAAGGAUUCCGAUACCAAUCGUCAGCGUCAUUAAGCUACGACAGCAGAGUGACACCGACCGGACACCAAGGAUCGGGCGAUCAAACGUUUCAUCCUUCAGCAACACAACGCUUCCCUUUUCAACCACUGUACCGUGUAUCCGAUUGUCUCGAGUCCUUUUCUACUCCUGUCCGUGUUUUUGUUGUUGUUUGUUUUCUUCUUCUUUUCUGCCCGAUGAUCAACAUACCAAAAAUGGGGGAAAAAAAUAAUAAAAUAUCUCUUUUUAACA
Ictalurus punctatus (channel catfish) is the source of this 1882-nucleotide messenger RNA. RefSeq names its product actin alpha 1, skeletal muscle a (gene acta1a). The transcript has 7 exons. The coding region runs from base 237 to 1370 and encodes 377 amino acids. Lineage: Eukaryota; Metazoa; Chordata; Actinopteri; Siluriformes; Ictaluridae. The record is from RefSeq and is a predicted model, not a curated record.